Molecule: messenger RNA, 5521 nt
Organism: Oncorhynchus tshawytscha (Chinook salmon)
Lineage: Eukaryota; Metazoa; Chordata; Actinopteri; Salmoniformes; Salmonidae
Gene: als2a
Product: alsin Rho guanine nucleotide exchange factor ALS2 a
Exons: 36
Coding region: 214-5511 (1765 amino acids)
Molecular function (GO): guanyl-nucleotide exchange factor activity
Source: RefSeq, a predicted model, not a curated record
ACGAAAGUUCUCCACUUCACUGCAGUGAUUAUAUAAGCUAACAUGCUAGCUAGCUUUGUUUAUACAAACAUGACAGUGACAGCCAUAGUUUUGUAUAAUUAAAGAAAGAAUACGGCUGUAAAUCCCAUGGGUAAUGGAGAACUACUUUCAAAAACUUCAUUGGAUAUUGACAGUAAUUUACAAUAGAUGCCUUAAAAUGGAGAAGCCCCAGUGAUGAUGGAGUACCAGAAGAGCCCAGUGAAGGAGGAGAGCUCCAGAGAACGAGGCCUGCUCCACUUAUGGAGAGGCUACAGCAGUAGUGUGACCCCCGAACGGGUGCUUCUGUCCCGUCCAGUCCUCCAGGCUGCCCUCGGCAUCAGCCAUGGUAUCCUCCUGGCCGAAGGUGGGCUGGUGUACAGCUUCGGGGACCUGACGUGGCGGCAGGGCCUGAGGGUUUCUCCUACUUACCCUCUCCUUGAGUCUGUCCUCUCUGGUCAAUGUGUUGUGUCUGUAGCUGCAGGCUCCUUCCACUGUGGCGCAGUCACACGGGAAGGGGCUGUGUACAUGUGGGGAGAGAACUCCUCGGGGCAGUGUGGUCUGUCAGAGAGAGGCCUGGUCCCAGAUCCUAGCCUCGUCAGUAUGGUGGACUCUGAGGCUGUCCCUCCACAGAUCAUCAGGAUCCUGGAGGUAACCUGUGGGGAGCAGCACACUCUGGCUCUGUCUACCCAGAAUGAGGUGUGGGCCUGGGGCAGCGGCUGCCAGCUGGGUCUGGUCACCAGUGUGUUCCCUGUGUGGAGACCCCAGAAAGUGGAGCACCUGGCUGGGAGGCACGUAGUUCAGGUGGCGUGUGGAGGAUACCACAGCCUGGCCCUGGUGCGUCGCUUCCCUGCACAAGACUCUCAGUUCCCUCGGCCGACAGCUACUGAUAAGUGUUCCCAGUGCAACCAGCUGCUCUUCUCUAUGGUGGAUCAAGAGGACCAUGUCAUCAUCAGCCACAGCCACUAUUGCCCCCUAGGGAUUGAGUUGGCUGAUAGCAAACCAGGGAGCUGCUCGAGACAGGCCUCUCUAGCCCAGAGACACAGAGCCUCAGCCUGCCCGCUCUCUCAGACAGUCAGCCUUGAUCUGGGCCUUGACCCAGACCUAGCCCAAGACCCAGACCCCAUUAUAGUCCCAGAAUACCUAUUUCCUGAUGACACUGACAGUUCUCUCAGAGAGUCUGGCUCCAAAGAACAAACUAACCAAGAGGAUACUGGUACCUCUGACCUUCAAAGACAAGGCCCUGGGACUUUGACAGAGACAGACAGUAACUCGGCUCGAACACAGGCGAGGAGGAAAACCACAUCUUCAACCGACGAGAAGGAACUGAAGGAAUACCUCAAGAGAACGUCUGAUCACAUCCUGUCUGAACAGAAUGACAAUAACAACACAGGGAAUCCAAUCACCUUAGCCAAUCAGACAACAGGGGAUUCACUCACCUUAGCCAAUCAGACAACAGGGGAUUCACUCUCCUUAGCCAAUCAAACAGCAGAGGAUUCACUCACCUUAGCCAGUCAUAGCUCAGGAGAUCUACUCACCCUGGUAAGUCAUGUCCCAGGACAGUGCCUAAACGGUGACCUACCUGAUCAAGACCAACCUUCUACCUUAACACCAUAUCUUCUACCACAAUCUACAGACGACACCACCAUGGCAUCCAGCCUAUCAUGUUCACUACUAGAGAACUACACGGGUGCCUUAGUUAUGGAACAUACCUUAGCCUUAACGGGCCGUGCUGCCUCAGCCUCACCCUUCGAGGUAAACAACCCUUUAGGCAUCGGCUCCACCUGCAGCCUCUGUGACUCAUCUAAGAGUGAAGGGUGUAUCCCAGUCGCAGGGCUGUGCGAGGCUCUGUCUGGGCCUGUCAUGGCAUACAGGAAGACCAACCAGGAAGUGCGUCUCUGUAUGGAGGAGGACUCCUUGCAAGGGAAGAAAUGCUCCAGUCUGACUGAUAUCCUGCUGGAGGAGGUCAUCGAGGGGAGUAGACGGCACUCAUUGCCUCCUCUCCUCUCUCAUGCAUCCCCUGAGCUCCCCGGCAGGAGGAGCGCCCGCUCCAGGCCCAAUGUGCCCAGGAAGGAGGAGGUAGUGGAGUCUCUGCCCUCCCUGAACACAGAGGUGUGGAGCUGGGGCCGGGGGCAGGAGGGACAGCUGGGCCACGGAGACCAGCUACCCAGGCUCCAGCCGCUGUGUAUCAAGAGCCUGAAUGGAGAGGAGGUAGUGAAGGUAGUGGCAGGAACACACCACUCUCUGGCCCUUUCUGCACAGUGUCAGGUGUUUUCGUGGGGCAGCAACAGAUCCGGCCAGUUGGGACACAUGAACAGCCCCACUACCAUGCCUCAACAGGCCAAGAUGUCAAAGGGUCUGCGUGUGUGGGACCUGGCAGCUGGGCAGAGCCACAGUGUUUUCCUGGCUGAUGGUGACUGCUGCCAGCCCAUCCUCUGUUACAGCGGUCAACAGGUGAUGGAGACCACACCUGAGAACCACAUACCUGGGACAGGGUCAACUGAGAGCUCUCCGUCUAGAACUGACACGUACACCCUCAGACCUGUCCUACUGCCCUUCUGUGUGAAUAUGGGCUACAUCAGCAGUGUGUAUGGCGGAGGACAGUCCUGUCUAGCCCAGGCUGACCUCAACGUGAUGGGGUUCAUCUCUGCUCUUCACGAGCUGGCUGCAGCAGACAGGAAGUAUUACUGCAGGCUCAGAGACGUCAACAAGCGGGUGGUCAGCCCUCUACUGAGGAAAGAGUCUGUGUGCACGGUGUUGGGCCAGACGUCCAGCCUGCUGUUCCAGUCCCUGGCUAGUAGCUACAGCAGGCUCUGUCACCUGACAGGACAACACUCCGUCUCCCUUACAGCCUUCCUCCAUACUGACCGGGACGUCAAGGGACUGGUCAUCCUGAAACACGCUAACACCUUCCUGGACAUGUAUAAAGAGUACUGUUGCUCAGUGGGUAAUUUCCUGGUUAUGGGGGGAUUCCAAGCCCUCAUGAAGCCCUCUGUGGAGUGUUUUGGUAAGAAGUUUGAGGUUUUGCGACAGCUGUCAGAGUCCAGUGAAGACAAGGUUCCUCUGUUGGACCUGUUGGUGUUGCUGUUCUACUCUCCUAUGCAACACAUCCACGAGUACGCCAGGCUGCUGCUCAAACUGGCCACCUGUUUCGAUGUGAGUACAGUGGAAUACCAGAGGCUGCAGGAGGGCUGCUCCAAGUAUGAGGCACUGUCUCUCAGCCUGGGGAGGAAGAGGAAGGAGGCAGAGACAACGAACCAAUUCUGGAGGACAUAUUCUGGGAAAACUACUGAUGUCCUCCGUAAUCCCCAGCGCAGGCUGGUGUAUGAGAGUAGCAACAAGAGCCUGACCCUCCAGAACGCCGGGAGGUUCUCUGUUAACUGGUUCAUCCUGUUCAACGACGCUCUGAUUCAUGCACAGGGUACCAUCCCUUCUAAGAGCUUUUUCUCAUCUCAUCAUGUCUACUCCCUGGCCACUCUCUGGGUGGAACCCAUCACUGCCAGCAGCAACCUGUAUGGAAUUAAGGUGACAACUCCAGAGGAGAGUUUCACUCUGAUAGCAUCCUCACCUCAGGAGAAGGCUAAGUGGCUGAGGGCUAUUAACCAGGCCGUGGAGGCGGUGUUGACCGGAGAGGGGAGCGGUCCUGGGGUCCCCGCUGUCUCUCGUACCGCCUCCUACAUCUUCUACAAAGACCUACGUCUGAAGGAUGCCUCCUACUCAGGCCGCUGGCUGUCUGGCAAACCCCACGGCAAAGGGAUCAUGAAAUGGCCAGAUGGCAGAAAGUUCACGGGGACCUUUAAACAAGGACUGGAGGACGGCUAUGGAGACUGUAUAAUGCCAAACAAGAUCCUCAACAAGAGUGAUCGUUACCAGGGCCACUGGCGAGAUGGGAAGAUGCAUGGCUUUGGGACAUACAGGUAUGCUACAGGUCAGGUGUAUGAGGGAUCCUUCCAUGAGAACAUCCGUCAGGGCCAUGGGAUGCUGAGCUCUGGGAAGCUGAUUGGUUCUUCUUCCAGUGUUUUCGUUGGCCAGUGGCUUCAAGACAAGAAGAUGGGAUAUGGAGUGUUUGAUGACAUCACUAGAGGAGAGAAGUACAUGGGCCUGUGGACUGAUGACCAGCGACAAGGCAGUGGUGUGGUAGUCACUCAGUUUGGUCUUUACUAUGAAGGGACCUUCAGCAACAACAAGAUGGUGGGUACUGGUCUGCUAGUAUCUGAUGAUGACACAGCUUUUGAGGGAGAGUUCUCAGAAGACUGGACCCCUAAUGGCAAGGGUUACCUGUCCAUGUCCAAUGGAGACUCCAUAGAGGGUCUGUUUAGUGGAGAGUGGACCUCAGGGCUGAAGAUCACGGGAACCUACAUGAAGCCUAAUCUCUAUGAACUUGACAAGAAGCAAUCAACCAGGGUGCUUGAGUUGGGCCGUCUAGCCGUAUGCCCAGAGCAGAAGUGGAAGGCAGUGUUCUCAGAGUGUUGGAGCAGGCUGGGCUGUGAGGCCCCGGGACAGCCUGAGGAGAGAAUGAGGGCCUGGGAAAACAUCGCUGUUACACUCACCACAGGACGCAGAGACAGUCCAGAGCUGCUGAGCAGGUCUCAGAGUCGAGUCCUAGAGAAGCUGGAGGUGAUUCCUCAACACACAGGUCCAGUUACUGCUAGGGGGUAUGACGUCAUCCAACGAUACCUCACCAAGGCCUGCGAAACCCCCCUCCACCCAUUGGGGGGGUUACUGGAGACCCUCGUGACUGUGUACAGGAUUACCUAUAUAGGGGUAGGAUCUAACAGAAGGUUGCUACAACAGGCUGUGGAAGAGAUCAGGUCCUACCUCAUACGGAUCUUCCAGCUGGUCAGGUUUCUGUUCCCUGACCUCCCUGACGAGGGAGGUGUUAUUCACCCUGACCCCAAAGGAUCCUCAGAAACAGACCAACAAGGCUUGGUGGUGAGUAGCUCCACUCUCCUACUACCAGUCCUGCUGCCCAGGCUGUACCCUCCUCUGUUCACCCUGUAUGCCUUGGACAAGGAGAGAGAGGAGGAGGUGUACUGGGACUGUGUCCUGAGGCUCAACAAACAGCCUGACCUGGGCCUGUUGGCCUUCCUGGGGGUCCUACAGAAGUUCUGGCCGGUCUCCGUCACCGUGUUGGGAGAGAAGCAGCAGGUCCUUCCCAGCACCAAAAAUGCUUGCUUUGCUUCUGCAGUGAAGACUUUACAACAGAUCAGCACCACCUUCACCCCGUCAGACAAGCUGCAGGUGAUCCAGCGUACCUUUGAGGAGCUGACCCAGGAAGUACAAGCCCUGCUAGAGGGGAACUUCCUGUUGUCCAUGGAUGACCUCUUACCUCUGUUUCUCUACGUGGUGCUUAGAGCACGGAUGAGGAACCUGGCUGCUGAGGUGAGUUUGAUAGAAGAUCUAAUGGACCCCUAUCUGCAGCACGGAGAGCUGGGACUCAUGUUCACCACACUCAAGGCUUGCUGUUUUCAGAUCCAACAGGAGAAGACGACAUAGGGAAGAAGAG